AUGGUUGCUAGAUUUGUGGGCGCUUUCCACUUUGAAAUGUUGGAGUUGAGAGGUUCCGGUGGAAAUGACAGAACCAUGCAUCCCUAUGCUAUCGACUUUAAACAGCUUCCAGCAGCAAUUGGUGCCAAGAGCCAGGCGUUGGAACCCGAGCUACCUAAGGAGUACGAACGAAAAGAAUACAAGCCUCUAUUCCAAAGUGUCAACCUCUGCGCAUAUAAGAUGGUUACCCAACCUGGUGGGGAAAGUGUCAAGGCAUGGAUUUGUGGCCCAGUAGACGGAAAGAAUGGAAAAAUUGUAUAUGACUGCUGUCCCGGAUACAAAAGAACGCCAAUAGUAAACAACGAAUGCGUUGAAAAGAACCCCACGUAUAUGCCCAUAAUCCCGACGCUAGCAGAAAUGAAUAAAGUGGAAACUGCUGACAUCCUUCACAAGGUUGAACCGGCCUUGGACAAAGAUGGAAAAGACUUCACAGUCUUCGUACCGGAACAAGACAUCGCUUCACAGACCAUCCGAGAGUCUGACAUUAGCAACCUUAUCAUCGACGGUCGCCACUAUUCUGGUGAAUUCACAAGUGGUGCAAACAUAAUCACUAAAAGCGGUUACCCGUUGAAAGUAUCCACUUAUCGCAACGGACUAGUUUUCGUGGAAUGCCAACUUCUUACAAGACCAGAUUAUGAAACUUCAAAUGGUCUCAUUCACGUUACUAGCGGGCCCAUUGAUGCAUCAGACAGGUACGACUCGGUGCUCCAAAGACUCCAAGAUGAUCCAGAUCUAUCAGCAUUUACGGCUGACAUUCCUGCCGACCUUCGAAGCCAACUUGGUGCCGCCAACAUGCUUGGCAAGCCGCCAAACGGAGCAUUAGUGACCCUCAGGCAAGCAAUUUCUGAUCUCGUUAAGCAACACAUAAGCGAUGGACUUGUGUGUGGCCAGUCAUUAGAUGACCAGAAGAGAUUGCUGGGUCCUUCAAAGUCAAAUACAUUUAUUCGUGGCAUGCAGCAGCCUGAUGGAUCAAGAGUGCUUGAAGACUCUUGCGGCGCUAAAAUUGCUUUUCAGAAAAUGGAUAUGAUGGCAGGAAAUGGAGUUGUCCAUAAACUUAACAAUGCUCUAAAAAGUCCUGCAUCGUUGGAUUUUCGCAGUGCUCUGGAUUGCCUUGCUAAUGGCCCGGACCCGGAGCUAAGUCAAGGUGCUCGUGAAAUGGCAGGUUGCGGAAUCGAUAUCCAGCCGAGCAGUGACGCCGUCGUUCUUCUGCCAACACCAGAGGCACUUCGUCGAACCUCGAGGAGCGAUUGUUCCCUCUACCAAAAUCACGUUCUGACCUCACAAGACUGUAAGAUGAAAAACGGGCAUGGAAUAGGUACGCCUCAGGAAUGUCUCUACACCACAAAGUACACAGCUCCGGACGGCAGGCAUCCCAUUGUAACAAACCAAUACAUCCGCACAAGAGAUGGCAGUCGAUUGCAUUUUGGAAAGGCGGAGACUACCAGUCUGCGACCAAUACCAUUCAGAGGCGGUGUGAUCUAUUCAGUAUCAUCAGUCAAUCCUCCUCCGACCAAAACGAUGAUGGAGAUAAUAAGGGGGAACCCUGAACUCAGUGACACAUAUGAAAAGAUGCAGCGUGCAGACUUCGGCAAUAUUCUAAAUCGAAACUCUCCAAACGUUGUUUUCUUUGCACCUCAAAAUCAUGGAUGGAAAACUCGAAACAAAGAGAAUGCGUAUGGGUCAGACCAACUGAGAAAGCUCUUCGAGAUGCAUACUUUGCCGCACCAACUGAUUACCGGCAAAGAUGGUAACAUUGACUCAGAGACCAUACAGAACAUCAAAGCUCUCUCGGGAACAGACAUCACGAUUAAGCGAAAUUUGGAUGGCAAUACCUUCAUCGGCUAUGACGGUCUCGAUCCAAACCACUGGGCAUUGGCCGUUGGAGACCCAAUAAUCGCUAGCGACGGAGUAGUUUCAGUUGUAGAUUGGCCUCUUGUCUGCAGCAACUGCUAA
Molecule: messenger RNA, 1992 nt
Organism: Hydatigera taeniaeformis
Lineage: Eukaryota; Metazoa; Platyhelminthes; Cestoda; Cyclophyllidea; Taeniidae
Source: the annotation of a GenBank genome assembly